CACAUCUCAGGAUCCACCUUGCUUGCCAAGGUGGUGCUCGUCACUUUUGAUAUUUCAAGCCACGCCUUGCUCGCCGCUCGAUCCGAUCCCCCCCUCCCUCGACUCGUUCCCCCUUCACACCUUCCCUUUCACUGCUCGCCUUUUCUGUUUUAUGCGUUUCGACUGCUGGUGGCCAAGGCGCUCUUGACUUGACACACACACAUACACGCACGCACUCACGCACGCACUUGCCCCCUUUGUCCCCACGCACACCGUUUCUAUCUUGCCCGCAGCGGGCAACUCGCUCUCCCAGCCAGAAAUCGCCCCCGUAAUCCCGACCAUCCCGAUUUCUAUUUGGUUCCAUUUGAAACCUGAUUACAAUUUCGCAAAGUUGCCCGCACCUCCGCGCCUAUUAGCAUGGACUACAACUCGGCCCUGUCGUCGCUGUCUCCGUCGUCAUCGUUCUCGUUCACCGCAGCGUCCGUCUCCGCCGCCACCACCGCCGCCGACACGCCGUCGGCAACCACUCCCAUCGACUAUUACCAUCACCUCACUCCAGCACCAGCAUCAGCAUCAGGCGACGUCAAGCUUCCCACCCCUCCCCUCUCUCCUUUCCUCGUCGUCUUUGACCACAACUAUCUUGCACCACACCCACUUCAAAACAACGCUGCACCGACGCCAGCACCACUGUCCAUGCCCCCGACCCCUUCCCAUUCGUCCCCGGAAGGAACACAAAACCUCCGCCCCCGACGCUCUCGCAAGGACAGGCCAUGCGACCACUGUCGCCGUUCCAAGCGAUCAUGUCACAUUGCCGUCAGAGGCCAAGCAUGCGCUCAAUGUGCAAAGUCGGGUAGGGAUUGUUCCUUUGUCGGACCUCCGGUGAUUCGGCACCGAAAGACAGACGACCGGUCGUCGGCAUCGGGAUCAGCACCUCCAUCAGUCGUCGGUGUGGCUCCUUCGUCUGCCUCGUCAAACUUGGUCUUGCCAAUGACGCCAACUCCAACCUCUGCCGGACCCAUCCAUCAGGCACAACAACUCGCAUCACUUGCGGCAGCUUCUUCUUCUGCUUCAGCAAUGUCGGCAGGACCCGGUCCAGAAACAUUGCAAUACAGGCAGCAGCAGGCCAACGCGGCUGCCGGCCUCUUGCAGCCACAGCUCGGCCUCGCCGGCGUCGCCGGUACCCCCCUCCUUUCACUACCACGCAUGGGACCACUGCCAAUGAGCAAUGGCCCUCCUUCCUCUCAGCUUAUUUCGUUCAUCGACGGCCUCGACUACAGGUCGCCCAACCAGCAGAUUGACGACAGCACGCUCUACUCGUCGCUCGACAUGGACGUGACCGAGGAGGAGGAGAGCCACUACCUUGGAUCUGGCGCCGUCGCCCACCUCGCAUCUGUCAGCCUUGACCGCCUGGAUCACGUCGCGCGGACCCAAUCCGGCUCAUUGGCGUACCGUCAAGUGGCCGACCCUCGAUACCCUGCGUUUUUUCUACGCAACCCCUCGCGCGUCUAUGGAUUGAGCAAUGCCGCGUUUGUGGCUGAGAAGGCGUACCAGCAUGUCAUUGGUAUCCUCGCUAGCGUCGAUCCCCGAAUGCCGGAACGGUUGAUCCAAGCGUUUCUCACGCGCACGCUCCCUGCCAUGCCCAUUCUCAACAGGGCACGUUUCGAGGCAUCUCUAAACGGCUGGCAAGCUGCUGCGACCGGGACGGCCCCGGCGGCCCCCGUCAUCCCCUUCCCCUCUGCCAUCCUUGUUGGCAUCUUUGCCCACUCGUCGAUUUACGAGCCGGCUCUGAGGGCCCACUCCAAGGAGCUGUGGAGUAUUCUCCUUCACGUCAUGGACAAUGAGUACCGUCAGGUGCGCCUUCAGACACUCAUCCUCGAAAUUCUCGAAAUUACUGGACGGCCAAUCACCAACCCGGGCGGAAACCACUUGGGUAUCUGCCGCGCUGUUGGGGCCAUUCAGCUGCUCGGACUUCACCGCGACUGCAGCAGGUGGAAGUUGCCCAAAUGGGAACGUUCGCUGCGCAAGCGCCUCUGGUGGGCCCUGUACGUCCAGGACAAGUGGAACUCGUACACGUAUGGGCGCCCUGUCAACAUCGACUCUUCGAGGAGCGCCAUCCCUCCUGUCACGUUCGAGGACGACGACCUAAACGAGGAUGGGCAAGUUCCUUUGACGGGCAACGAGGACAUUGCCGUUUUCAUUGCCACAUGCCGCCUGAGCACUAUUCUCGAGGCCGUGCUUCCUCUUCUGCUCGACCGUGACAGCCAGCCGCGCCGCCCUCGACUCGACCGCAGCAUCCUCAAGCAUGCCGCCAGCGAGCUUGAGAUGGUCUACUCGGACCUUCCUCAGGACCUCGUUUUCCGCCCCGAGAAUGCCAUUGUCCGCGCCGGUGCUCGCUCGCUCCAGCUCGCCCACUUUGGCCUCGCACUCCUCAUCUGCCGCCUUGGUCUCGAACGCGACGACCUCACCCCCAACCCGGAGCAUGUGCUCCAGAGCAUCCGGAAUGCUCUCACUGUGAUUGAAAACCUCGCCCUGUUCCUCGAAACGCUCUGGGACGACGACUACAAGGCCUACUGGUCUCCCUGGUCUGCUUACCAACUUUCCAACGCCGUCACUCUCCUUUUACAGCAGGCCAUCAGGAUCCACGAGCUGGACCACAAGUUCCCUACCGCGACCCCCGAUGCCGAGCGCGCCCUCGUUCUCGGCGACGUGUGCACCGUGCUCGCACGGAUCACUUCGUCGGUGCAGCGCGGCGCCGAUGCCGGAUGGGAGGUCGCCGAGGCGGCUAUGCCACGCAUCAAGUCGCUCGUCAAGUCGGUCCCCGCUGUCAUCCCCGGCAUCGAUGCCAUCCGUGCCAUGCUCGGAUGCGCGGUCGCCAUGACCAGCGUCAAUGAGUGGGGAGGCUACGAGAUGCCCGACACCAAGCUGCCGUCCGCGCGCCCGGACGCCGCCGGCAUCGAGCCCGACGGCGACAUUCUGGCCCUGUUCGACUGGCUAAACGGUGACAUGACGAACGUGUUUAGCAACACAGUUUGUUGAUGACGACCACCACCACUCGCACCACCACCCACACAAUCAGUUACAUAGCGACACAACGAGUCGCACAACAGCUCUCACGGACAAUUUUUUACCACGACCACUCAGUAACAAACGGACAAUUACUUUGGUUUUUCUUGUUUACUCUUGCCCCCACGGACAAUGCAAGGACAUUGGGCAGUUAGAAUGCAUCGUGUAGUAGUA
This is a messenger RNA of Vanrija pseudolonga, 3216 nucleotides long. Its product is annotated as putative transcriptional regulatory protein. Gene Ontology annotation, cellular component: nucleus. Lineage: Eukaryota; Fungi; Basidiomycota; Tremellomycetes; Trichosporonales; Trichosporonaceae. Gene Ontology annotation, molecular function: DNA binding; DNA-binding transcription factor activity, RNA polymerase II-specific; zinc ion binding. The coding region runs from base 397 to 3015 and encodes 872 amino acids. Gene Ontology annotation, biological process: DNA-templated transcription. The transcript has 4 exons. The record is from RefSeq and is a predicted model, not a curated record.